Messenger RNA from Trypanosoma theileri, 423 nucleotides. RefSeq lists its product as uncharacterized. The record is from RefSeq and is a predicted model, not a curated record. The coding region runs from base 1 to 423 and encodes 140 amino acids. The transcript has a single exon. Lineage: Eukaryota; Euglenozoa; Kinetoplastea; Trypanosomatida; Trypanosomatidae.
AUGCGGUUAUCAAAUGCCCCACCACCAAAACCUCGGGGUUUGAGGUUUUAUGUUACUAAAGUAGUUACCAUCAUUAUCUGUUCCAUCCUGGUGAUGUAUUCCCGAUUGAUUGAAGUUAUGUUUCGAUCGCGUAAUAUUAUUCAAUCUGUCAUGUGGAUUUCAUAUUUUUGUUACGCAAUGUUUUUCUCCAUAUGGUUCUACACUGCCUUUUUCGUUCAACCGAAACACCCAAACUGGGGUGAGACGCACAAGCAUAUAGUACAUACUGCGACGGCUGCAGUAAGUUUAGGAGGUCUUCUCUGGACCAUUGCAGUGUGGCCUGUUUAUCAUAUAUGGACCUUACCACUGGGAUUUGUAGUGCUGACAUUAUUCCUUGAUAUCGUCGCGCUUAUCCCAUCGUUUUCGCGAAAAUCAAAGGAGUGA